Messenger RNA from Monascus purpureus, 1887 nucleotides. The record is from the annotation of a GenBank genome assembly. NCBI's taxonomy places the organism in Eukaryota, Fungi, Ascomycota, Eurotiomycetes, Eurotiales, Aspergillaceae.
AUGUCGAGCCCAUCACCACUACCGCAACCCGCCAAGGACAUCGUCCUCGACACCUCCACUCUGCCAGCAUCGUCGACAGCAUCCGUAUGGGACCGCAUCUCGAAAUGGGUUUCGGAGAACAAGGCCAUCGUCUACACAAUAGCCGGUGUCGCAGUCGUCGUGACCAGUGCCGGUGUUGUAUACUAUCUCUCCGAUUCGAAUAAAGCUACAAAGACGGCAGCUCCUACGGAAAAGAAGAAGAGCAAGAACCAAAGGCGAAAAGAGAAGAAGAAGGCCGAGGAGGAAAAGAAGGCCAAGGCUGCUACGGUUCAGGAUGAAUCAACCGCGAAGAAGGCCGAGGAGCCGUCCGACGAGCUUCCCGAAGUCGAUGAGGCAACCGUUGGACAAUUGUCUGAAGAGACUAGAAAAGCCUAUGCGGCGAAACUCAAGGCGGCUGGAAACAAGGCAUUUGGUUCCAAGGAUUAUAAUAAGGCUAUUGAUCUCUACGGAAAAGCUAUUAUCUGCAAGCCUGACCCUGUCUACUACUCCAACCGUGCUGCUUGCUAUAACGUCCUGUCCGAGUGGGAGAAGGUCGUCGAGGACACCAGCGCCGCAAUUGCCAUGAACAGUGAGUACGUCAAGGCCUUGAAUCGCCGGGCCAUCGCAUAUGAGCAUCUUGAAAAGUUCAGCGAGGCCCUUCUUGAUUUCACUGCAAGCUGCAUCAUCGAUGGCUUCAGCAACGAGACCAGCCGUGUCGCCCUGGAGAGACUGUUGAAGAAGGUUGCGGAACAGAAGAGCAAGACCAUCCUGGCCGCCAAGGGCAAGAAGCUCCCAAGCCCGACAUUUGUUUCCAACUACCUCCAGAGCUUCCGUCCCAAGCCGCUCCCCGAGGGCCUGGAUGAAUCUGCUGAUCUGAGCGAGGACAGCGGCAAGGGCCAACUGCGCAAGGGCUUCCUUGCAAUGGCCAAGAAGACCGGGGAUGGCUAUGAAGAGGCUGCCGCGGCGUUUGAGAAGGCCCUCGAGUUGGGCGACUUGGGUGAUUUCGAGGCCUUGGCUCUCAACAUGAGAGCCACCUUCACGUACCUGGAAGGCGAUGCCCCGACGGCUCUGAACGAUCUCAACAAGAGCGUGGAACUGCAGCCUUCCUUGGUACAGAGUUAUAUCAAGCGGGCUAGUCUUCAUCUCGAGCUAGGAAACAAGGACGCUGCAGCGGAUGACUUCGAGCUUGCCAUUACUCAUAACAAGGACGAUCCCGAUAUCUACUAUCACCGUGCCCAGCUCCACUUCAUCCUGGGCGAGUUCGCCGAUGCCGCGAAGGACUACCAGAAGUCGAUCGACCUCGAUCGCAGCUUCAUCUACUCUCACAUCCAGCUGGGUGUGACGCAGUACAAGAUGGGCUCCGUGGCAUCUGCCAUGGCCACCUUCAGAAGGUCUGUGAAGACCUUUGAGGACGUUCCUGAUGUCUACAACUACUUCGGUGAACUGCUCCUUGAUCAACAGAACUUCGCUGAGGCCAUCGAGAAGUUCGACAAGGCAGUCGAGAUGGAGAAGCAGAGCAAACCUAUGGGGAUUAACGUCCUUCCUCUGAUAAACAAGGCUCUCGCUCUUCUCCAGUGGAAGCAUGACUUCCAAGAAGCCGAGAAUCUGUGCCAGAAGGCUCUCAUCAUCGACCCCGAAUGCGAUAUUGCUGUGGGGACGAUGGCUCAACUUCUCCUCCAGCAGGGCAAGGUGUCGCAGGCGCUUAAGUACUUCGAGAGAGCCGCUGAGCUGGCUCGGACAGAAGGUGAAAUCGUCAAUGCUAUCUCAUAUGCCGAGGCAACGCGUACACAGCUGGAGGUGCAGGAGAAGUACCCCCAGCUCGCGGCACGACUACAGAGCAUGGGCGCUGGCCUUGGCGGGGGCUUCUAA